AUGGACGCGCGUCACAGCACAAUCGCGACGCUACGCGCGGCGAGCGGCAGCUCGCACAACCUGGCGCGCGGCACACUUGCCGGCGAGGCCCGCGCGGCGGUGGGGCUGGGAACCGCGCCGACGCUUGGCGUGGUGCCUGGCCGCCGCCUCGGGCGCCAGGCGACCCUCUCGAAAGGCCUCAGGCUGCUGCAGCCGCCGGCCGCGCUGCCCCUGUUCGAUGUGUCUGUCGCAGUCCUGGACUCCCUGAACCUGAUGCGCGCCUCCAUGGAGGAGGAGGUGGUGUUGCAGUCCACCCUGGCCGUGCCGGUGCACCACGCCUUCGCCUGCAAAAUUGAGGCCUAUGGCACCCCCUUUGGGGCUCCGCAGCUGCAGCAUGUGGCCCGCGGUGACAUGACGGAGGACGACAAACAGUUUGCAGCCUGCCUCGCCGCGCCCCCAGACUCUGACAUCAUUGGCGACACCCCAGAGCUCAGCCUGCAGCGCAUGGCCUCCCUCGGCGCGCUGCAGCACUCGCCGUCGCUGGCCGCCGCGGCGCGCGGCGAGGAGGCGCCGGCGACGCCGGGCAGCGCGGUCCGGGGCGCGCGGGCUGGGGAGCUGGUGCGGUCCCCAAGCCUGCAGACCGGGCAGAAGAAGCAAAAGCGCGGGGCGCACGGCGGGAUGCGCGGCAACAGCGUCGGAGCCGACAACAUAUUUGAAGAGGGGAAUGAGGGAGGCGAGGGUGACGACGCUGCAGCGCUGCUGGACGUCUCGACCGCGCGCGGCCGCGCGGCGGUGGCUGUUGCAUCCAGCGAGGCAAAGGCGGGGCCAUGGCGGCCGUGGCAGGUGUUUGCGGGCACCGACGACGCGGUCGCGGCGAUGGUGGGGGUGGGCUACCUUAUCAUGCGCGCCGUGGGCUCUGGCCGCACAUUGGCCACGCCGGAGCGGCUGACGUCGCGGCUGCGGCGCAUGUCGCUGAGCCCCCGCCGGUCACCGGGUCCAUUGCCGCUGGGCGGCAGCCGCGGCGUGAUGAACGCGGCGUGA
Messenger RNA from Monoraphidium neglectum, 1020 nucleotides. RefSeq lists its product as hypothetical. NCBI's taxonomy places the organism in Eukaryota, Viridiplantae, Chlorophyta, Chlorophyceae, Sphaeropleales, Selenastraceae. The record is from RefSeq and is a predicted model, not a curated record. The transcript is spliced from 4 exons. The coding region runs from base 1 to 1020 and encodes 339 amino acids.